Pseudopodoces humilis (Tibetan ground-tit) is the source of this 2199-nucleotide messenger RNA. The record is from RefSeq and is a predicted model, not a curated record. NCBI's taxonomy places the organism in Eukaryota, Metazoa, Chordata, Aves, Passeriformes, Paridae.
CCCCUUUGUUCGGCGGGAGGCGGCGGCGCGCCGCCCCACCGCUUUGUCCGCCCUGCCGGCGGGAGCCGCUCGUCCCGCUGUGCCGAUUUGAGUCAACUGCCUGGUCAGGAUGAGCUGGAGUUUCCUGACGCGGCUCCUGGAGGAGAUCAACAACCACUCGACCUUCGUGGGCAAGAUCUGGCUGACUGUCCUCAUUGUUUUCCGCAUCGUGCUGACGGCCGUGGGGGGAGAGUCCAUCUACUACGACGAGCAGAGCAAGUUUGUCUGCAACACGCAGCAGCCGGGCUGUGAGAACGUCUGCUACGACGCCUUUGCGCCCCUGUCCCACGUCCGCUUCUGGAUCUUCCAGAUCAUCAUGGUGGCGACGCCAUCGGUGCUCUACCUGGGCUUUGCCAUGCACCGCAUCGCUCGCAUGCCUGAGUCCUCGCGGCGCCGGACACCGCCAGCCCGGCGGGCACGCAUGCCAGUAGUGCGCCGGGGAGCCGGGCGAGACUACGAGGAGGCAGAAGAUGACAACGAAGAAGACCCCAUGAUCUUUGAGGAGAUCGAGGUGGAGAAGGAGAAGAGCCCAGAGGGCGGAGAGAAGCAUGAUGGCCGGCGCCGUAUCAAGCAGGACGGGCUGAUGCGUGCCUAUGUCCUGCACUUGCUGUGCCGCUCAGUGCUGGAGAUGGUUUUCCUCUUCGGGCAGUACCUGUUGUACCGCUUUGAGGUGAGCCCCUCCUACGUCUGCAGCCGCAGCCCCUGCCCACACACUGUCGACUGCUUUGUGUCCCGUCCCACUGAGAAGACCAUCUUCCUCCUCAUCAUGUAUGCCGUCAGCGGGCUCUGCCUCUUCCUCAACCUCUGCGAGCUCUUGCACCUUGGUGUGGGGCGCAUCCGUGAUGCCCUGAGCCAGGCUGGUGGCCCCCCACUCCCAACCGGCGACAGCCCUGCACCACAGUACCCCAAGAAAGCCCCCAGCGCCCCACCCACCUAUCACUCGCUGAAGAAGGAGCUGCCGCAAGCCCCGCUGACCAACGGCAAGCUGGACUACCGGGACAGCCUGGCCCAGGGCCGCUUCGCCCUGGCUGGGGCUCCCCCGGUGCACGAGCUGGACCGGCUGCGUGAGCACCUGCGUCUGGCCCAGGAGCACCUGGAGGUGGCCUUCCACCUCCAGCCCCCGCCGCGGCCCCCCAGUCCUGCCCGCAGCAGCAGUCCCGAGGCCAACGGCAUCGCCGCCGAGCAGAACCGCCUCAACCUCGCCCAUGAGAAGGGGACGGCCGCCUGCGACAGGACCACGGGGCUGUGAGUGCCACCAGGGACAGCAGCGGUGUCUGCCGGAGUGGCUGCCACCGCCACCGUGGGAUAGGCGUCCUGCCAGGAGCACAGGGCAGAGGAUGCCACACGCCUGCCCAGCAGGGUACUCUGGGUAGCCCUGUCCCGGUGGGCAGCAGAGGGGUCGGGAACCAUGGGGUUCAUUCCUACUUAAUUUUCAAAAAGGGAAUAUCUUAUUUUUGUACGUUUUUAUAAACUCAUCGACAUGUGCACCCUGGCAUUUUUAUACUCAACUCUGGGCCUCUGCCCCCCCAACUCCUGUUUCACCCAUUUUCCCCACCAUGUUGUCCUCGCAUCUCCUUGUGGCCCCGUGCCCUCUGCCACCUGUGGCAGCACCGGCUGGUGCUGUGUCUAUGCUGGCGAUUUUGGUAGUGCCCUCUGAGGUGUGAGGGACUUAGGGGAGCAGGCUGGGGGUCUGGCUGGCCGGGCCAAGCUGUGGGACAGAGUGCUGGGCUGGCAUUACUCUUGGAGGGGGCGGGAGGGGUCCUGGUGGCACUGUGCUGCCAGAAGGUGACUUUGUGGUCUGGGGGGGCCAUGCUGCACAGCAUCCUGGCUUGGGACUAUGAGUUGCGUGGCUGGCCUGCUUGGAAAUGUCUGUGCAGAGGUCAGGGGCCGUCCUUCCCACUGCCUCCGCCCUGUCCUGGCAGGCUGCCCUUGGACCAAAACUUGUCUCCUCCCACUCUGGCUGCCGGGCUGGGACCCCCUGCACAGAGCCAGACCCUGGCCUCACAAUGUGGGGACGUGGUGCCCCGAGCUGGGCUCGGCCGGGAGCCAGUGGAGCAUUCCUCAUCAUCUCAGCCUGGGUCACAUGGGGACUUUUGUAGCAUUGUUUUUUACUUGGAAAUGAUCGUCACUCUGUUUUUCUUUUUUUUUAUAUCUAUAUUA